AUGUUCCCCUUGCUCAUCCAGUUGGGUGGAAUUGUUAUCGCACUUUCCCCUGGUGCUUUAUUUAAUGUGGACGGAAAGAAGAUGCCAAACACAACGGAAGAGGCAACACCACUCAAGCCAGGAGCAGCUUUCCCCUUUGUCAAGGCUCUGAAGACUGUGAAUGAUCAUCUGAUAAAACUCUACCCAGGGAGCCAGGAGGGGUUUAGGGUCAUUUUAGUGGUCAGUGACCCCACCCAAGACAAAGGUCGCCUACAGAGCAGCAUUGAGCACUACAGGCUGACUGUGGAGGUUUUUCAGACGGAACCACAGCACUUCGUAAACGAUCUGAAAGACAGGGGAACGCACCUGUUCCUCUCUGAGGACCCAGUAAUGGUCAGACAGGCCCUUACUGGAGGGGUCCCUGCGGCCACCCUUCAUAAACCAGAGCAGAUGCUGGAGACCAGUGAAACGCAGCUUCGUGUGGCUUUUGAUGCUGACGCUGUGCUGUUCUCUGACGAGUCUGAGAGGGUUUACAAGAAGGAAGGGCUGCAACCAUACCUGAAACAUGAGAGAGAGAAUGUGGACCGCCCACUGAAACAGGGUCCUCUAGAACGCUUUGCUAAAGCUCUGUACAGACUGCAAGGCAUGUUCCACGACAAGGGUUAUCACAGAAACUGCCCAAUCCGCACUUUCCUGGUGACAUCCCGUGGUUCAAGCUAUUGUGGUCUCCGUGCUUUGAAAACCCUGAGGAGCUUUGACCUGGAGAUAGAUGAAGCUUUCUUCCUCUCGGGAUCUAACAAAGGGCCAACCCUGCAGGCGAUCCGCCCUCAUGUCUUCUUCGACGACCAGGACCGUCAUAUCAACAGUGCCAAAGAACAUGGUGUUGUUUCAGCUCAUGUACCUUAUGGAAUAGCAAAACAACAUUCUCACAGAAAGACACAAGGAGGAGAGCAUUGA
Molecule: messenger RNA, 936 nt
Organism: Chanos chanos (milkfish)
Lineage: Eukaryota; Metazoa; Chordata; Actinopteri; Gonorynchiformes; Chanidae
Product: cytosolic 5'-nucleotidase 1A-like
Exons: 6
Coding region: 1-936 (311 amino acids)
Biological process (GO): nucleotide metabolic process; adenosine metabolic process
Cellular component (GO): cytoplasm; cytosol
Molecular function (GO): magnesium ion binding; 5'-nucleotidase activity; nucleotide binding
Source: RefSeq, a predicted model, not a curated record